UUUGGUUUUGGCGGGGGAGGGGAGAGAUUGCAUAUGACGGAAUCUCGAGAAACAUCCUAAAACUAUUCAAACCUAUUCCCUUAUUACUCAGUCUUACACUGUAAUCACAACUACAACCAAAAUAAUGGCUGGAAAGUUUGAACCUAAGGUUCCUGUGAACCUCGAUCCCCCAAAGGACGACAUCAUCUCUCGAGAAGAGCUCGCUAAAGCCAACGGUGCGGAUGGAAACAAGUGUUACGUAGCCAUCAAGGGCAAGGUUUACGACGUUACCGGAAACAAGGCCUACCUUCCUGGAGCUUCCUACAACGUCUUUGCCGGUAAGGAUGCCUCGAGAGCUCUCGGCAAGACUUCGACCAAGCCAGAGGACGCACGACCAGAGUGGCAGGAUUUGGAUGAGAAGGAAAAAGGCGUAUUGAAUGACUGGAUCACUUUCUUUUCAAAGCGGUACAACGUCGUUGGUGUUGUUGAAGGUGCUACGAACUUGGACUGACUAGCUGAGUGCCCUCCGAGUACUCAAGUCAAGUUAUAAAAGCUCCAUCUUCAUUCCAAUCUAUUCUUUUUGUGGACAAUAAGCAG
Fusarium oxysporum Fo47 is the source of this 576-nucleotide messenger RNA. RefSeq names its product cytochrome b5-like heme/steroid binding domain-containing protein. The record is from RefSeq and is a predicted model, not a curated record. The transcript has 4 exons. Bases 125 to 490 code for a protein of 121 amino acids. NCBI's taxonomy places the organism in Eukaryota, Fungi, Ascomycota, Sordariomycetes, Hypocreales, Nectriaceae. Gene Ontology annotation, cellular component: membrane; endomembrane system.